CCAUGGCCGUACCUAUUGCGGUUCUUGACUGCGACCUCUUGCUCUAUGGCCGCGGACACAGGACUCUGGAUCGCUUCAAGCUGGAGGAUGUCACGGAUGAGUAUCUAGUAUCCACGUACGGCUUUCCCCGACAGUUCAUUUACUACCUGGUGGAUCUCCUGGGAGCCAGUCUCUCUCGCCCUACGCAGCGGUCCCGGGCCAUCAGUCCGGAGACGCAGAUACUUGCUGCUCUGGGUUUCUAUACCUCCGGCUCCUUCCAGACUCGCAUGGGGGAUGCUAUUGGCAUUAGUCAAGCCUCCAUGAGCCGCUGCGUUGCCAAUGUAACCGAGGCGUUGGUGGAAAGAGCCUCACAGUUUAUUCACUUUCCUGAGGAUGAAGCUACCGUUCAGAGCCUGAAGGAUGACUUUUAUGGGCUGGCAGGCAUGCCGGGAGUGCUGGGGGUGGUUGACUGCACCCACGUGGCAAUCAAAGCGCCAAAUGCUGAGGACCUGUCCUACGUGAACCGCAAGGGUCUCCAUUCUCUGAACUGCCUGAUGGUGUGUGACGCCAGGGGAGUCCUCCUGAGUGCAGAAACGCACUGGCCCGGCAGCCUGCCCGACUGCACGGUGUUACAGCAGGCAGCCCUUACAAGCCAAUUUGAAACUGAGCUACAUAAAAAUGGCUGGCUACUUGGUGACAGCUCCUUCUUUCUCCGAACGUGGUUGAUGACCCCUCUGCAUAUCCCCGAGACACCUGCGGAAUAUCGUUACAACAUGGCGCAUUCUGCCACUCACAAUGUCAUUGAGCGGACGUUCAGAACCAUUCGGUCGCGUUUCCGCUGCCUGGAUGGGUCCAAAGGCACCCUGCAGUAUUCUCCAGAGAAAUCCAGCCACAUCAUUCUGGCCUGCUGUGUGCUCCAUAACAUCUCCCUGGAACACGGGCUGGACCUGUGGUCUUCCCCGGCCACAGGACACAUGGAACAACCGGAAGAAGAGUACGAGCAAAUGGAGUCAAUGGACUCGGAAGCCUGUCGUAUUCGUCAGGAGCUUUUACUUACUCAUUUUAGCUAAUAUUGUGACAGAGGAAAGGCUUCUAAUGGUUCAUCUGGGAAGAUAUACAGAGAAAAUAUGCCACUUCCUCGUCUGUAAGUUUGUGAGGACCAAGCAGACGUGAGAUGAGGAGAAAUUUUACUCUCUUCAUUUCAGGCAGUAUUCUGAACUUCUCUCGAUCUCUCCAGAGAUUCAAUUUAAUUGCUAAAUUUUUACUGUUGUGAUGCUUAUAGAGUCCCCUUUCAUCUGAUUUAGAGAACAAUGGCUAAUGUGACACCAGUGCAGAAACUUGGGAAAUUGUCUUUGAUAAUUAUGAAAAAUCUGUAAGCCUCGCACUGUUUUACAAAGCAACAGUUCUAUGCCACUGUGUAACCCAAAACAUUUAUGAUUAAUU
Molecule: messenger RNA, 1422 nt
Organism: Fulmarus glacialis (Northern fulmar)
Lineage: Eukaryota; Metazoa; Chordata; Aves; Procellariiformes; Procellariidae
Gene: HARBI1
Product: harbinger transposase derived 1
Exons: 2
Coding region: 3-1049 (348 amino acids)
Source: RefSeq, a predicted model, not a curated record